AUGUGGGAAACCGGAUCAGCCUGUGUAAAUGGUGCAGACUGUACCACAUACCCCUAUUUCGGUUGUUCUGGUGGCCUCUGUAUCAAAGGACCAGAUGCACAAGCAUACUCUUGCUCAAACACCGGAUUGACAGACGCUAUCCGAGAUCAAAUUCUCAACUAUCACAAUGCAGCUCGUCUGAGAGUGACCAAGGGGAUAGAACCAAAUAAUGUCGGACUUCUCAACCCUGCGAAGAAUAUGUAUAGAUUGGAAUGGGACUGUAACAUGGAGCAGCAAGCACAGGCCGCCAUUGCCUCUUGCCCUGGCAACUUGGGAACAUGGUCCAAUAUGGCGCAGAAUCUCGUGAAAUACACCAGCACAGGCUCUUUCUCCAAUCCAACCACACAAAUAAAUUCUGCGCUGAAUACGUGGUGGGGAGCAGCGAGGCAGUACGGGGUCACCGAUUCGAAGAACAGAUACAGGAAUAGUAAUCACUAUAGCUUCGCCAAUAUGGUUUUCCCUGAAACAACAAAAAUUGGUUGCGCCUACAGGAUUUGCCCCGGUGCCACAAAUACCAUGACCAUCACGUGCCUAUACAAUGGAAUUGGCUAUUUUAUAAAUCAAGUGAUGUGGGAAACUGGAUCAGCCUGCGUAAAUGGCGCAGACUGUACCACAUACCCCUAUUCCGGUUGUUCUGGUGGUCUCUGUAUCAAAGGACCAGAUGUACCAGAUACCAACUACAUCUGCCCCAACAACUAUGGAAUGACAGACGCGGUUAGGCAGAGGUUUUUGUCUCUUCACAAUAGUUACAGAUCAAGUCUUGCACGCGGACUAGAGCCUGACGCCUUAGGAGGAUAUGCUCCUAAAGCCUCGAAAAUGCUCAAAAUGGUUUAUGAUUGCUCAGUAGAAGCAAGUGCCAUAAGGAACGCUAACAAAUGUGUCUACGCGCAUUCCACCGAUGCGGAACGACCAAAUCUCGGAGAAAAUAUUUGGUUCACCACUGCGCAAAAUUUUGACAAAGUCAAAGCUGCCACCCAGGCUUCGCAAUAUUGGUGGGACGAACUGGAAGAAUAUGGAAUAGGUCCGUCAAAUAAUCUUACUCUCGCGAUUUGGAACAGGCCUAAUGACGUCGGUCACUACACCCAGAGUACUCUGCGUUUGAUACCACUGCUUAGAUGUGCUGUUACAUCCUGUUCUGGAUUUACCUAUGUCGUCUGCCAGUAUGGACCAAGAGGUAAUUUCCUCAAUAACCUAAUCUACACAAUCGGCAACCCAUGCACUGGAUGUGGAUCGUAUACAUGCAGUGUAGCCGAAGGAUUAUGCAAUGUUGUUUGA
Messenger RNA from Cylicocyclus nassatus, 1314 nucleotides. The record is from the annotation of a GenBank genome assembly. NCBI's taxonomy places the organism in Eukaryota, Metazoa, Nematoda, Chromadorea, Rhabditida, Strongylidae.